Molecule: messenger RNA, 4119 nt
Organism: Erinaceus europaeus (western European hedgehog)
Lineage: Eukaryota; Metazoa; Chordata; Mammalia; Eulipotyphla; Erinaceidae
Gene: ZBTB44
Product: zinc finger and BTB domain containing 44
Exons: 6
Coding region: 616-2466 (616 amino acids)
Molecular function (GO): protein binding
Source: RefSeq, a predicted model, not a curated record
AAACAGGCUGGAGUGAGCGGAGCGGCAACGGCGGCGGCGCCGGCCCGCACGCGCGCGGCGGCGGCUCCCUCCCAACCUCCCCCUCCCCUUCCCUCACUCCCCUUCCCCUUCCCCACCCCGCCCCGCCGGGAAAACGCGAGCCGUCGCCGCGCUCCCCAAACCGCCGCCUGCCCUCGGCCAAACGCCCCCCAACGGCCGGCCGCCCGCGCGCGGCUUCCCGGGCUCCCGUCGCUCCUCCCCUCGGGCCCCGGCGAGUGUCGUGGGAGCUUCCCUCCCGCCGCUCCGCGCUCCCCCGCCUCGCAGGCACGCCGCCGGCCGGGCCGCCAUGGCCCAGCCACAGGCCGUCCACGGGCCUAGGCGCGGCGGCCCGAGAUAGGGUCCCCCCGGCCUCCCGGGGGAGGAGGGAGGCGGCGAGCCGCGCGCUCCGCCCCCUCCCCCCGGGCUGUCGCCGCCGCCGCCGCCGCCGCCGCCGCCGCCGCCGCCGCCGCCGCCUCAGCCUGGCGGGGAGGAGGAGGAGGAGGAGCAGCAGGCCUCCGGGCCCCGGCGCCGCCGCCCGCAGGACCUGUCUGAUUUAUUUACAUCUUUGAAGAGCAUCUGUAGAAGAGGAAGGAAAAGAUGGGUGUGAAAACAUUUACUCAUAACUCCUCUUCUCACAGCCAGGAAAUGCUUGGAAAGCUAAAUAUGCUGCGAAAUGAUGGACAUUUCUGUGAUAUCACUAUUCGUGUCCAGGACAAAGUCUUCCGGGCACAUAAGGUGGUACUAGCAGCUUGCAGUGAUUUUUUUCGCACCAAACUUGUAGGCCAAGCAGAGGAUGAGAACAAGAAUGUGUUGGAUUUGCAUCAUGUUACAGUGACUGGCUUUAUCCCCCUUUUAGAAUAUGCUUACACAGCCACUCUGUCAAUUAACACAGAAAACAUCAUUGAUGUUUUAGCUGCAGCCAGCUACAUGCAAAUGUUUAGUGUUGCCAGUACCUGCUCAGAGUUCAUGAAAUCAAGCAUUUUAUGGAAUACACCUAAUAACCAGCCAGAAAAAGGCUUGGAUGCUGGGCCAGAAAAUAACUCUAACUGCAAUUUUACUUCACGAGAUGGAAGCAUUUCUCCGGUGUCUUCAGAAUGCAGUGUGGUGGAAAGAACCAUCCCUGUCUGUAGAGAGUCCCGCAGAAAGCGCAAAAGCUACGUUGUUAUGUCUCCUGAAAGUCCUGUAAAAUGUAGCACACAAACAAAUUCUCCCCAGGUGUUGAAUUCUUCAGCUUCUUACACAGAAAACAGAAAUCAGCCUGUUGACUCUUCGCUAGCUUUCCCCUGGACUUUUCCUUUUGGAAUUGAUCGAAGGAUUCAGCCCGAUAAGGUUAAGCAGGCAGAAAAUACCCGAACUUUAGAACUCCCCGGCCCAUCUGAAACAGGUAGAAGAAUGGCUGAUUACGUGACUUGUGAGAGCACAAAAACUACCUUGCCUCUGAGCACUGAAGAAGAUGUCCAGGUCAAAGUAGAAAGGUUAAGCGAUGAGGAGGUCCACGAGGAAGUGUCCCAGCCUGUCAGUGCAUCUCAGAGUUCACUGAGUGAUCAACAGACAGUUCCAGGAAGUGAGCCAGUCCAAGAAGACCUUCUGAUUAGUCCACAGUCUUCCUCUAUAGGCUCAGUAGACGAAGGCGUCACGGAAGGGCUGCCUGCACUUCAAAGUACUUCAAGCACUAAUGCUCAUGCAGACGAUGAUGAUCGAUUGGAAAAUGUUCAGUAUCCAUACCAACUCUACAUUGCUCCUUCUACCAGCAGUACAGAACGCCCAAGCCCAAAUGGUCCCGAUAGGCCUUUUCAGUGUCCAACUUGUGGGGUACGAUUCACCCGUAUUCAGAACCUAAAACAGCACAUGCUCAUCCACUCAGGAAUUAAACCAUUUCAGUGUGACCGCUGUGGGAAAAAGUUCACCAGGGCUUACUCGCUAAAGAUGCAUCGCCUAAAGCAUGAAGGUAAACGCUGUUUCCGGUGCCAGAUAUGUAGUGCCACUUUCACUUCCUUCGGGGAAUAUAAACACCACAUGAGGGUUUCCCGGCACAUUAUCCGCAAGCCUCGGAUUUACGAGUGCAAAACAUGUGGCGCCAUGUUCACCAACUCUGGAAAUUUAAUCGUGCACCUGAGAAGUCUGAACCAUGAAGCGUCAGAGCUAGCAAACUACUUCCAGAGCAGUGAUUUCUUAGUGCCGGAUUACUUAAACCAGGAACAAGAGGAGACCCUUGUUCAGUAUGACCUUGGAGAACACAGUUUUGAAAGCAACUCCUCUGUUCAAAUGCCUGUGAUUUCACAGGUCUCCUCAACCCAGAAUUGUGAAAGCACUUUCCCCUUGGGGUCUCUUGGUGGGCUGGCAGAAAAAGAGGAAGAAAUGCCAGAACAGCCAAAGACCAGUGCUUGUGCUGAAGCAACCAGAGAUGAUCCCCCCAAAUCAGAGCUGUCUUCUAUAACUAUUGAGUAAUUUUAUGUUUGGGCUUUUUUGGGGGGUUAGGGGUUUUGGAAAGUGCCUGUGCUUGGUCUUGUACAUUUAAAUUUGAUUUUUGAACAAAAAGGGUUUGGAAAAGAAUCUCCCUUUUUACUUUGUAAGCCCUGAAACUGACACUGUAUUUUUCAUGAGUGAGGGAUUACUUUUCAAUGCACAAUUAACAUGAUGUUGAAACAUAAUGCAAACCGUAAGAUUUAAGGAGAACCAGUUGACUUUAAACAUUUAUUAAUUUCUUCUUCUACUGGUAAAAUUAUGCUAACAGAUCAUUACAGAAAGAAGAAAUUAUUAUUAUUAACCUUCCCAAGAUGAAAGGGCAUACCAGAAGCUAAAGAGAGCUUAGCAAGUAGCCUGAAUAGAUGUUUGCUCCUUGACACAGGACAUUGUACAAUAUUUUUAAAAAUCCUGUUUUAUGGAAGUAUUUGUAGUAAGAUUUAUAAAAAAAAAAAAAAAUUAUUAGGGUAAAUGCUUCUGAAGUCCAGUGUACUCUUUUCUAUUUAAAGCCUUUUAUUUUUGUCAUGAUUCUUCAUGGUGAGAAUUUGGGAUAGGCAUUCCCUGUACCUUUGUAGUGCCACUUCUCCAAACACUUUUCUUCUACGAAAGAAUGCAAAGAACCUUGGUUGAAAAUAGUCAAGCUGUGCAUGAAAUGACCAGAAAUGGAGAAUUAAGUAUGUAUAUCCUAACAUUGAGAUAAUUCUUUCUUUAAUAGCUGCCUUUCUGGUUAAAACUGUUGUUUACCUGGCCAGUUGUUGACUGUUAGUGUCUAACUAAUUAGCUUAUUGCCUAAAUUAAUUUUCCUCUUGCCCCAUGUUACAUAUGCUGGCCGGUGUGUUACCAUAUAAAGAAAAAAAUAUUGGAGAUGGUCUAUAUUUUAUAUAUAGAUUUAUGGAUUGUUGGGUAUGUUUCUAUUGUGCUGUUUUGGACAUAAUAAAGAAUUCUUUGUUAGGCUAUGUUCUUAGCCCAAAUAAGAUUGUUUACAAAAUCCCAUAUGACAGCUAUACAUUGUCCUUGUUCCAAGGUAUUUUUAGACAUUGUCACAUUAUCAACAGCAGCUAGUAUAGUUUCUACAGAAUGUAAGCAAUAAUAUAAAAGAUGAAGAGGCUGUAAAAUGAUAGCCUAUGACUUUUAAGUUUAAGAACAAAAGAAUUAAGAUUAAAGAAAUGCUAAAAACCCUUAAUGAAUAUCAUCUCUUUUGCUGCUAAAGAAAUUACACUCUCUGGUUUAUAAUUGAAGAGUAGACUUUUAGUUUGGUGCCAUGAAAGUGCCGUCGACCUUGACCCUGUAUCCCUAUUUGUUCAUGAACAAUGAACUUUUUUUUUUCUUCCCAUCACUGAGGCUUUACUACUGCAGAUAGAAAUAGAGGUGGGAAGGACACAGCACUGAAGCUUUCCCUAGUGUCGUAGUGCUUCAGUGGUUUACCUGGCGAUUGGAACCUGGGUUGCACACAUGGCAAAGCAGCUCCUAAACUUUGGACUUUUAAGUUUUUGUCUAUAUAUCUAUAUACCCAAAGCUUAAUGAUAAUGAAGUACCUGAUUAGAUUAAGACAAUUUGUUUUAUUUAAAAACGUAAACAUACAAUCUGAAUUUUACCUAGGUACUAGACCUUGAUAAUAAAAUAAUGUUAAGUUAUAGA